Mustela lutreola (European mink) is the source of this 8177-nucleotide messenger RNA. It is a transcript of the gene TFCP2L1, whose product is annotated as transcription factor CP2 like 1. Gene Ontology annotation, biological process: regulation of transcription by RNA polymerase II. Gene Ontology annotation, cellular component: nucleus. NCBI's taxonomy places the organism in Eukaryota, Metazoa, Chordata, Mammalia, Carnivora, Mustelidae. Gene Ontology annotation, molecular function: RNA polymerase II cis-regulatory region sequence-specific DNA binding; DNA-binding transcription activator activity, RNA polymerase II-specific. Bases 146 to 1615 code for a protein of 489 amino acids. The record is from RefSeq and is a predicted model, not a curated record. The transcript is spliced from 16 exons.
CCGUGGCCCCGCCCCCAGGCCGUCCAUAAAUGCGCCGGGCCGGUGCGGCUUCCGAGCGCGGCUUCCCGGAGACUGGGCGAGGUCGGCGGGGCCUGCGGCUGUUUCGCUGUCACGCGUGGGGCGCGGCGGACGCGGAGCUGCAACCAUGCUGUUCUGGCACACGCAGCCCGAGCACUACAACCAGCACAACUCCGGCAGCUACCUGCGGGACUUGACUAGUGCUCUUCAAAGGGAAAACGAUGUGCUCGCUUUGCCCAUCUUCAAGCAAGAGGAGCCCCAGCUGUCCCCCGAGAACGACGCUCGCCUGCCGCCUCUGCAGUACGUGUUGUGCGCGGCCACGUCCCCUGCCGUGAAGCUGCACGAGGAGACUCUGACCUAUCUCAACCAAGGUCAGUCUUACGAAAUCCGACUGCUGGAGAAUCGGAAGCUGGGAGACUUCCAAGAUCUGAACACAAAAUACGUCAAGAGCAUCAUCCGUGUGGUUUUCCAUGACCGCCGGCUACAGUACACAGAGCACCAGCAGCUGGAGGGAUGGCGCUGGAGCCGGCCCGGGGACCGGAUCCUGGACAUCGAUAUUCCACUGUCUGUUGGUAUCUUGGACCCCAGGGCCAGCCCGACCCAACUGAACGCAGUGGAAUUUUUAUGGGACCCUUCGAAGAGAGCCUCGGCGUUCAUUCAGGUGCACUGUAUCAGCACCGAGUUCACUCCCAGGAAGCACGGGGGUGAGAAGGGCGUGCCUUUCCGGGUGCAGAUCGAUACAUUUAAGCAGAACGAGAAUGGGGAGUACACGGAGCACUUGCACUCGGCCAGCUGCCAGAUCAAGGUGUUCAAGCCAAAGGGAGCUGACAGGAAACAGAAGACUGACCGGGAAAAGAUGGAGAAAAGAACGGCCCAGGAGAAGGAGAAGUACCAGCCAUCCUAUGAGACCACCAUUCUCACAGAGUGUUCCCCGUGGCCGGACAUGGCCUACCAGGUGAACAGUGCUCCCUCUCCAAGCUACAACGGCUCUCCAAACAGCUUCGGCCUUGGCGAAGGGAACAGUUCUCCGACGCACCCGGUGGAGACCCUACCGCUGGGCAAUGAUCACCUGCUUCCGUCAGCCUCAAUCCAGGACGCCCAGCAGUGGCUCCACCGAAACAGGUUCUCACAGUUCUGCCGGCUCUUCGCCAGCUUCUCGGGUGCUGACUUGCUAAAGAUGUCUCGGGAGGAUUUGGUCCAGAUCUGUGGGCCUGCAGAUGGGAUCAGACUCUUCAAUGCCAUCAAAGGCCGGAAUGUGAGGCCAAAGAUGACCAUUUACGUCUGUCAGGAGCUGGAGCAGAACCGAGCACCGCUGCAGCAGAAGCGGGACGUUGGUGCAGACAGCAGUCUUUGUGUGUACCAUGCCAUCUUCUUGGAAGAGCUGACUACCUUGGAGCUGGUUGAGAAGAUCGCCAACCUGUACAGCAUCUCCCCCCAGCAUAUCCACCGAGUCUACCGGCAGGGCCCCACGGGCAUCCACGUGGUGGUGAGCAAUGAGAUGGUGCAGAAUUUCCAAGAUGAGUCUUGUUUUAUUCUCAGUACCUUAAAAGCCGAGAGCAAUGAUGGCUACCACAUCAUCCUGAAAUGUGGCCUCUAAGCAGAAGUAUCAUGUGUAAAGGAGAGCCUCCCACCCCUAGCUCGUGGAUUCCCUCGGAUGUAGAGAUUGCACCACUGUAAGCUGCGGCCUCUCCUGGCAAGCUGUGACCAGGAGGGACUUGGCCCAGUCUAUGAAAACCACGGACCAAUAACCAGCAGAAACCCCGGGGUGCAGUCUCUGGCAUGCAGAAAGCCAGUGGCUCCUCUCUCCCUUCCUCUUGGACUCCAGCUUUUGAAUGGUUCCUUGUUCUUUGCCUGCUGCUCUAAAGAGGCACAUAGCGGGGACAUCUUCUCUGAAACCCUGCUAGUUCUUUGGGUAUCUUGGUGCCACUGUAUCCUUCCACCAUUCCCCUGCCUCCAGGGAAGGCCCUGGCUCACCCCCAGCCUUCCCGUUGACAAGGACUGCUGGAUGGAUGUAGGUGGUUUGCCUCCAUUCUGUCUUCCUGUUGGUCUCCCUCCUCAGAGACCCUGGUGAGCAUCAUCUUUCUGAUUCUUGGUUGGAUUGAUGGGAAUGGGAUUUAUUCUGUGCCUUCUGCUUCUCUCACCUUGACUCUUGUUUCUAAGGACCUGCCGCCCCAGUGCCCAGAGAUGGGUUUUCCAGUCUCUGCAUUUGCCAUGUAUACAGCACAGUCCAUGUGUAGGACCUGCCACCAGACCUGGGUCUACGCCAUUAGGAGGGAGGGAGAGAAAAACUGUUCCCAGGUGCAUUAUCACAAGUAUAAAAGGGAUGAGACAAGAGGAUUUUUUUUCUUUUUUUCUUUUUUAUGUUGCCCUUGAGCUUCUUUUAUAUAAUUUUUUUUUCUCAGCAAUCUUGGGUUAAAGGAGGACUAGGAAAUGAGCGUCCCACCAUGUGAUCAGAUGACCUUGACAGUCAAUGAUAGCAGGUCCUUGCAAGGACUUAACCAAGUCCCAUUUAGAGAAGACCUUGGUUAACUACUGCCAAAUUUGCCAAGUUUCCCAGGGACUUUGUCUCUUGUCUGGGGUCCCCCAUUUAAAUGUUCAUCCUUGUAGAGGAUUGUUUCGGCAUUCUGCCUGCAUGGGGAUGGUUGGAUCACCUCCCUUAGUGGCUUAAUUAUGGGGAAAUUUAAGUAACUCAGUUACUAAUUGAGUAAACUCAUGAAUUAGUUUUCAUCUUGCCUCUGUUUCUGGGACCCAGUCAUCUCUACCUUUUGCUAACUUACGUUUAUCUUCCAAAGCACUGGGAAACCCUAUGACCAGCCACACAGGAUUGUACAACUUGUAAAGUGGAGCUUUGGGGGAAUACUGUGUUACGAUUAAGGAUGAUCAGAACCACGUAGACCUUGUUUUAUAGAUGAGGAAAGUGAAGCCUAGAGGGGAGAAGCCACCUGACUGAUACCACGUAGUGAUAGGGCAGUGGUAGAAAUUUAUCAUAUAAACCAAGACACUUGAGAUGGUGGAAGGGGCUCUCUGGUCAUGGUUAUGUUAGGACAACGGGUGAGUUCCUCCAGAGUACAGCAGGCUCCUGGUUCCUCUUCUGUUUAGGGGGAGGAUGGGGCAGCAGGUAACAGAUUUAUUGGGAUACAGUUCAUAGACCAUACAGUGUUCUCGUGUAUAGUAUCCAGCUCAGUGGUUUUUAGUGAAUCCACAGAAUCAGCACAUUCAAUUUGACAUGAUUUUCCUUGCCCUCCAAAGAAACCCUAUUACCUUUAGCGAUCACCCUCCCUCUCCAGCGCCUCCCCCUCAACUUCCUUGGAUCUAGGCAACCGUGAAUCUCCUUUCAUGGAUUUACCUAUUCUGGGCCUAUCAUGUAUAUGGAAUCACGGUGGCCUUUUGUGGCUGGCUUUUUUUUUUUUUUUUUUUAAAGUAGCUUAAUGUUUUCUAGGGUUUUCCAUGUUGAGCAUGUAUCCAUACUUCAGUCCUUUCUAGAGCUCUAAUGUUCCGUUCUAUGGCUGUACCUACCACGUUUUGUGUAUCCUCUCACCAGUUGAUCGAUCUGUGAGUUGUUCUACUCUCUGGCUGUUAUGAAUAGUGCUGCUAUGAACAUAGUUGUACAAGUUUUUACAUACACAUAGGUUUUCAUUUCUCUGGAGUAUAUACCUAGGAGAGGAAUUGCUGAGCUGUGUAGAACUCUGUGUUUAACUUUUGGGAAACAGCCAGGCUGUUUCCACAUUCCCAGCAGCAGCUCAGGAGGGCUCCAGUGUCCCCACAUCCUUGCUGGUGGUUGCUAAUUACCUGCCUUCUUGAUGAGAGGAUUCUAGUGGGUGUGAAGUAGGGGGUCUCUGUGGUUUUUGAUCUGCAUUUCUCCCUGAUGGCUAAUGAUGUUGAGCCUCUCUUCAUGUGCUUACUGGCCAUUCGCAUGUCUUCUUUGAUACCUGUUUAGAUCCAUUGUGGGUCAUUUGUCCUUUUUUUUUUUAUUACUGAGUUGCAUGAGUUCUUUGUAUAUUUAGAUGGAGGUCCUUUAUCAGAUACACGAACUGUGAAACUUCUCUCCCAUUCUGGAGAUUAUCUUCACUUUCUUAAGAUGUCCUUUGGAACACAAAUUUUUUAAUUUGGAUGAUGCCUAAGAUGUGUGUUUUUUGUUGCUUGAGUCUUUUGUGUCAUAUCUGAAAAACCACUGUGUAACCCAAGGUCAAGAUUUAUGCUUAUGUUUCCUUUGAAGAUUUUUUACAGUUUCAGCUCUCAGUGGUCUUUAAUUCAUUUUAGGUUACCUUUUGUAUAUGGUAUGAGGUAGAGGUCCAGCACCAUUCUCUUGCGUGCGGAUGCCCAGUUCCCUCAUCAGUUGCUGACCCUUGCUAAAGGCCCUUGAAUGUUAACUGGGUCUUUUCUUCUGGGACACGGGGCUGUCACCGGGAACUAUGUGUUUUUGUUUUUGUUCCCCUCCCUUUUUUUAAAUUCUCCUGUGCCCCCCAUUUUUAUGAUUGUCUCUCUGUUUUUCUCCUACUGUGUCCCCCUUAAGCUUCUCAGCAGUACUGGGUCGUAUCACACUCUCCUGUUCUGCAGGAUUUCUUGGUACAUGUUCUGACUCUACACAGUCAUCCUAGUCAGGACCAGUCAUUUCCUUUCUGGUGGAAACUCAGUCACAAGGAAAUGGAAUCCUUUGCCCAAGGUGACACAGAAUCGGGGCUGACCUUUGGUGUCCACUGCCAGUCUUCCAGAGUGUCUGUGAGUCACUAGACCUAAGUCAUGCCACUCCCAGACCAAGUGACGACAGCCUGAAUUUUUAAUUGUAAAAAUGUGAUAGGGUAAUAGUUUUAUUUCUUAACUCCAGAUGAGGGUAUAAUUAAGAUCUAUUAUCUUAAAUUUUCUAUUAGUGGAGUCUUCCAUUUUCUGGAACCCCCACUGGUAUCUGUUUUUCUACUUGUGUGUUUUAAUCUUUUUUUUUUUUUUUAAUAUUUUUAAGUAAUCUCUACACCCAACAUGGGGCUUGAACUCAAACCCUAAUAGAGAGUUUGCAAACUCUACUGACUGAGCCAGCCAAAUGUCCCUUUUGCAUUUCUCUAAUGGUUCUAGAUAAAAUUUUGCAGCUCACAGAGAAGUAGAACAUAAAUACACAUCAUAAUUUGGUACAGAAAUGUUUUAGCUGCUUCAUUUCAGCAGCUUGUCCUCCUUAUGCAGGAAUCAGAUGAGCUAGAGUUUAUUUUUUCCAUUUAAAAUACAGAAAAGCCAGAGCACUUCCCACUCCUGUCCACUGCCUUUCCUGUGAGUUCUGAGGCCAGAGUCGGGGGUUGUGGGGAUGGGGCAGCCUGCCCAGAAUUGUAGCCUUCAUCCCAUGGGUUCUAGGCUGUGGCUUCUGCUGUGGCUCCUUUUCCAGCAGCCGUUUUUAAAGGUGUGAUCUUAGAGAACGAUCUCCCCAUGAGCUCAGGCCGCCAUCUUGUGAACUAGAAGCCUCAAGCUGAAUUCCUUGUUUUCAGGCCCCAUUUAUUUUUCUGUUUGAAAGGUUGUGAUAAACCUUACUGUGUCUGCCAGGUUGCACCUUUACAAUGAAGACACAGAGGCUUUUGAAUGGAGGGACAAUAGGGUUUGCUGGGGGAAGGGAUGGAUGGAAAGAACGGGGUGGAGUAGGGAGUUUCAAGUCAGGGCUUAGGGUCGGAAGCAAAGGUUAGCCAGCUGCCCCUCUGACCUCUUGCCCAGGCAGCCUCGGGCCCCUUGGGAAGAGCUAUUAACCUAGAGGGCACUUUCCUGGGAGCAGACUGGAGCUGGCUGAGCUGUGGGUCACAAGUUUCCAAGUCCAGAGUGGCUUUGGGGCCUGGCCUGAGUAACUUAAGCUCGAAAAUCAUUAACGAGCUGAUGAGAAACAUGGAAAACCUCUCUUGCUGUUGCUGGUGGAGUGAGCCAGCCUGCAGGCUCUCCAGGGGGAGGAGCCAAGGAUGAGGAGUGGGGGUGAUGGCCGUGGCCAUGCCCAAGGGUGCAGGAGCCAGGGACCAGACCCUUGCUUGGCCGGAGCGUCUGCCUCUGUCGAGUCGUGGCUGGCUCGGUCAGGAGGUGAGCUUGAGGGGUGGUGGAGCUUUCCCACUUUCCCCUCCAUGAGUCCUAGGGUAGGCAUGUGUCGCAUUGGUGCGUGUGUCCCUGUUGUCCAUAGCUGUGCUGAUAUCUCCGCUUGGGUUGCUGUGCGCCUGAGGUCUAGUAGCUGGGCUGGAUCUUCCAGAAGCCUGUCUUGCUCACAGCUGGGUGGCUGCCCUAUCAGCGCCCUGAGAAGGGCCGCCAGCUGUUCCUUGGUGACUGAGCCCAGAUUCUGUGCUGGCCAGGUCCGUGUAUGCGUUACCGAUGCAUGCGUGUGCACGCGCACCCCUGCCCUCGCUCCUGUAUCUGGCCAGCCUGAGCACAGCCCUAAAAAGUUUCAGCUCACUGGAUGUGGUGACCUGUGCUCUGAGAUGUCGUGUGACACUCAUUCAGGCUCUGUGGAUGAAACUAACUGGUCAGGGGCAACGUUGCCCUGGUUAGCGGGGUGGGGGAGGUGCACACCCUGGGCCCACCUCUUCUGGGGAGGGGAGCAGUGCUGGUAGCUGACAUCUGACAAGGACCUCAGAACCAGGGCUCGUGGAGUUGGUCUUCAUGCCCCUGCCUCCUGUGCCGUUUCUCCCCUCGAUUUCCUUGCUCUAUGUUUAAUACCGUCAGUCAGGGAGCUAGCAGGGAGCCAGAAGCCUUUUAACCAUGAGAAGUUUUCAAACCGUCAUCAAGGAGAGAACAAUAUAAUUAACCCCAGUAUCCCAUCACCCGGCUCCCACCAUGACCAACAUAACAUCUGUUCGCGUAGGGGUCAGUGGACUGCGGGCCAUAUCCUGCUCACUGCCAGCUUGAGUGACAUCUGAUGACAGAGCACAGUCUCUGAACCCAAGUGAACUGUACCCGGCAUCCCCUGUCCCAAUUCCAUUCUUCUCAUGAGUAGACCUGUAUUACAAAGGAAAGUAUUCAGUUACUAUAUCUUGAAUUCCAUCAACAAAAAGUCGUGGAAAUUCCAUUUUCUCUUCUGACAUAAUACUGACUCGCCUCUUGGUCCUCAGUGCUGAAAACAGAUACUAGCCAGGCCUUUCCAGAAAAUCUUGGCCAACCACUGAGGUCAAGCGAGGGGUCACCUUCUUGCUGGGGCAGUCUGGUCCUUAUGGGUCCCCCGCUUCUCCACUCCAGGUGACGGAGUGCUGCAUCCGGCCUUCGGUUGGUAACAACACCAAUGCUAAUAGCCAUGGCGGAUGCUGGCUGGCCUCCCCUGGGUCAGGCUUGGAGCUCAGCGCUUCUGCCAUUGUCCUUUUCCAUCCUCCCCACUGUGCUGAGGCUACCGUGGCCCAGUGUUCCACGUGAGGAAGUCAAGACAGAAAUCAGAUGCCAGCCAGGGGUCCUCCAACCAUUAGUGCAUCAAGCCAGGGUGAGAAUUGGGGUAUCUGGGUCUGGGUUCCCCAUCGAUAGGGUGCACUCUUGCAUGCCACAUUGGGGAGCAAGCUCCUUACACAGUGCUGCCUUUCAUCCUGUGAUGUUAUCCCUGGGCCUGGUGGCGCCAUAGUCAGGAAACAUUUUUGGGGCUUGGUUGUUGAAGACCAGAGAAGGGGAGGCGCCUGGUGGCUCAGUCGGUUAAGCGUCUGACUCUUGAUUUCAGCUCAUGUUACGAUCUCAGGGUGUUGAGGGGCCCCUUGUGUCAGGCUCUGUGCUCCCUGGGGAGUCUGCUUGUCCAGCUCCCUUUGGCCCCUCCCCCUGCUCAUGUGCUCUCAACUAAAUAAAUAUUGGGGGGAAAGAAAAGAUGGGGGGAUUGUUUGUGUGCCUCUACCCUCAGCCCUCUCCUUGCUGGCUAAAAAGUUGGUCACUGUGUCCUCCAAUGUUCAUGUAUGUAAUGUGAUUCUUUCCUAAUAUGUAACUUCCCGAGCUUUCUCCAGAUUGGGUGACUCUUUCGUGAAGGUGGUGGGAGUCUGCUGGGUGUUGUGGGCCUUGGGCAGGUCAAGAGGUUGUGCUGGGUCAUGGGAGGUGGGCGUUGGGACAGAAGUCACACUGCCGCAUUGUUUUUGUACCUGAAAUACAGCAUAUUUUGCACUUGUUACUGUACCAUUGUGCAGAUGAGAAAUCUGUAUGUGGGAUCGGGGCUUGGGUCAGAAUGCAAAUAAAACUCAUUUGUAAGA